Molecule: messenger RNA, 6493 nt
Organism: Agrilus planipennis (emerald ash borer)
Lineage: Eukaryota; Metazoa; Arthropoda; Insecta; Coleoptera; Buprestidae
Exons: 10
Coding region: 327-5669 (1780 amino acids)
Source: RefSeq, a predicted model, not a curated record
GUGUUACGACAACAAUUGUGUUGUUGCAAAAUUUAAAAUCACUUUACCGUACGUAUAUUGGUUUUCUUUUGUCGUUUGUUAUAAAAACACGUGUAUCGAGGAAGGCUGUUUCGUGUUGUGUAUUGCUAUCAAGAUUGUGCGUUUUAUACGGUCAUCAUAAAUAUAUAAACGGUGCGGUAGAGUGAAUCGAAGAAAUUACGCCCUAUAUAGAAAGAUCUGCAGCUCCACCCCCGCCUCCUGGCCCAGUCGGUGCUUUGCCUUCUACAAGACUUCAGUCAGAGAUUGGACCUAGAAGUUCAGAACCACCACUGGUUGUUCAAAACGCGAUGAUGACAAAAGAUAAAAAGCCCUUUACAUAUACACCAGGCGGAAUAGAUUUAACGGAGAUUAGGUCACCCAGAAUGGCCAGACGUUUAGAAAAGAAUGCCGCCUCGGAAGGUGUUCAACUAAAUCCACAAGUGAUGCAUAACCAACCAUCGGGUCCUUUACCUCCUUCCGCAUUAGCAGCGAUGCAACCGGCAAUGCCAGUACAAGUUUUUCCCAAUGGUCAAAUGCCUCAACUUGGAAAAGGCGGUGUACCACCACCACCUCCACCUCUGAAUCACGCUGGCUCUCCACCACCGCCUCCCAUGCAAGCAAACAAACAAGCGAACAGAAAAUCCGCCGUUUCUCCAAUUCCCCAAAACUAUGAACGUCCUGAUAUGACCAAAAUAAUUCCGGAGAAUCCGAUGGCUCUUCUUCGAAAAUCACCCGGACCAGUUGUCAAACAAGAUCCGAUAUUAAACAGAGAUAACUAUAUCAACUCUGGAUUAAAUCCCUUGGGAAAUCAGGCGCCCCAGGAGCACCUUUCAAGCCAACAACCCCAGUCUCCGGAGAUAGUGAAACCCAGACCGCAGAUUGGCACACCGUAUAGUCCCCCUGCUGCUCAACCACAAAACAAUAUCGUAUCACCGCCUGCCACUUUGAGAAAACAACCUCAGUCGUUUGAAAAUAGAGUACAAACGCCCCCGAGUCAACCAAGCCCUCCACCUUUUGUAGUUCAAAGACAAAGGACUCAGAAUCAACAAUCUCCAGAUAUCCCAGCCAAAGUAAAAUCACCACCACCUCCACUUCAGAGACAACCCACGUCUCCAGAAAGUCCAGGUUCUCCUAAAGUAAACCUAAAUAAAGCACCGACUCCUUGGCUUAGUCAAAAGGCUCAACAGAAAGAUGUACCACCAUGGGCAGUUCACGAACAAAAUAAUGAAGUAGAAUACAGUAGUCCCACACAGCAACCUUCGACACAAUUACCAGGUGGCGCAAGGAUAAUUCCAAUGCAACAACAAUCUCCACAGCUUCCUGGAGGCGCCAGGAUCAUGCCGAUGCAACAGCCGUCCACGCAAUUACCAGGAGGCGCCAGAAUAAUACCAAAUCAUCCAGUACAACAGGAGGUACAGCAGAAAUUCGUUUCAAACCACAACGUUAACGGUUCAAAUCGUCCAAACCAGGACUUUGGAUCACCACAGUAUAACAAUGUGGUCGUAAACGAUCCCCCCGCCGUAUUUCAAGGUCCAGGGCGUGAUCAGAGGGUCGUUUAUCAGCCUGGACGCUCACAGCAGCAACAAUCACCCAAGGUCGAUUCGUCAGGAGCUAGAAUUAUACCAAUUCAAAUAGAAGGUGCUUCUAAUUCUUCGGGUGUGCAGAAACAGCAAAGACCGUAUGUGCAAAAGAUUUCUGGAGCACCACCUCCAAUUGAGAACCGACCUGCUUAUAACAGGCAGCAAAGUCAAUCGAAUUCGUUCAGGGUCCUUCAGAAAAUGACAAAUACUGACGUUGAUGUGGAUAACGAGCCUGCAAUCGACUGCUCUCCUAGAACGGCACAACAAUUUCAGCAACAAAGACAAGUACCAGUCGAUCAGCUGAGACAAAUGAAACUAAACGAUGGCGAUCAAGAGUUCGUGAACAGGUUCAAGCAAGGUGAAGAUCAGAAUGCCUCCCUGCAUAACGAAGUUGAUCCUCGAUACAGAGGUGCAGCUAUUCCAUCUAAAGCUUUCAAACUCCUCCAAAAUAUGACAGACAGUACUGAUGGGCAUCCCGUUCCUUCCUCGGUUCCCCACGCACAACCGAUCAAUCGUGUUCAUCAACAGCCCCAGGCUCAGCAUCAACCCAAGUAUCAAAAUCAAAACCAGAACCAGAGUCAGUCUCAAGCAAGAGAAAGGACAAUUCCUAUUCAAAUAGAAGGAAAUAAUGGUCCUAAGAAGUACGUCCCUCCGAGUGAGCAGAAAGUACCAGAACCAAAGAAAUACACCGGAAGUGCGAUUCCAAGCCGAUCCUUCAAGAUUUUGCAAGCUAUGACGGCACCCGAAAACUGUGCGGACCCUGAACCGGAUAGCGAAAAUUAUACGAACGACCCCUCCUCAUACGAACAGUGGGGUCCUGGUCCCAAUAAUCCCUUCCCCUACUAUUAUCCCUACGGUCCCGAUAUGCGUUACGAUCGUAGAAAUUGCGCCACUCCUACAGUCGAACUGAGGAGGAAAAAAAGAAUUUCAAAAACCUCAAACAGAAGAAAAUCUUUCCCUUAUUCUCCGUCCAUGGAAAACGAAUACGCUUCUGAGUAUGAAAGUGAUACAAACUCGUCAGUUUUUAAGGGUUCUACUACCCCCCUACGUGAUUUUGAACAAGACUUUAGUUCUCGUCCCCGUGGUACACCUGUUCCCUUUUGGUCUUUCUAUCCACCACCUCCAUUCAAUCCGGAAUAUGGUUAUGACAAUGGUGGUGAUCCCCACCACAUGCCAUAUCAGUAUGGCGCCCCCUAUCCUCCCAUAUGGGAUCCCUAUGCUUAUUACGCUUAUUAUUAUGGACCUUAUCCACCUCCUAUGCGUGGGAGAAUGCCUGCUUUUUCUCCCUACAUGUUCCCGCCGGCAACCGUGGAGGAUAAUGGAGACAUUUCCGGAUAUUCUUCUGCGGAUGAAACGGUUACCUGCAGCUCCAAACAAACUCCUACUAGACCACACUCAGUUAUGAGAGGAAGAAGUGAGACUCCUACUAUCAAAAUAACCUCUUCCGGUCGGGAAUCAGUAAACAACUCUCAAAUAAAUGAUGUGAUAUCGAAUUGUGAACAAAACAGUAAAGAUUUAAGAAUUAGUAAUACUUCUCCGAAAAAUAAUGAAAACACUGGUUCAAAACAAACGAGAAUAGAUAACGCAGAAACAUUGGAUUCUAGUACAUCUGAUAAUUCUGAUGAUUCCGAUACUAGUUGUGAUUCUGACGAGGAACAAAAUUAUCGAAUAAAUCCUUUAUCAACUAUUCCAUCCGUUGCAAAUGUUCAAGCAUACGACGUGGAAGAACAAUCAGAAAAUGAAGAUGAUGCCGAAUGUGUAAAUGAAGAUGACCGCUCAUCGGUGUGCUGUAACGGCGAAGCUCAUCUUCUAAGUACCAUAGACGAAUUGAGUGAAAGAACAGAUAUAACCGAUUCCAAAGUAAAUAAAGAUCGAACAUGUGACAGCGAUGACGAGACAACUGCUGUUCAGUCUGAGGAAAGUGAUGACGAAGAAAAAGAAGAUGAUUCGUUCUGUGAAGUUCUAGUUACGGUUAAUAUUCCUUUAAAGGUGAAACACACGGUUUCCGAUAAUAGAAACGAAUCUUUAGUAACCACAGUUGGAAAUUCAGAAAUUAAAGAAGAAUUUAGUAGCCAAACAGAACAUACAAGCGAAUUGUUUACAUCAUUUACGUUAAGAAGUCCGUCCAGGGAAAGAACCCCAGGAAAAUCGGGAGAUCAGUAUGCUCUACACUCAGAAACGAGUCCUGAGGGAGGUGACAUAAAUAUACGUCGAGAGUUUGUUAAACAAGACAGCGUGGUAUCGUGUGAGAACGAAUCGACAGAUACUGAUGCAGUGGUUAAAGUUGUUAGUGUAGAAACGAAAACUGUAACUGAAAAACUAACUAUAAGCCCUACAAGCAAUCUUGAUGAAUUAAAACAAGAGAAAGCAGUGUCUAAUUCUGUUGCUGAAACAGAAGAAGAAGUCGACUGGUGGGGUAAAAUUUCAGAAGACACCGAUGAGAAGAACAAUGCCGAGAUAGUGGUUACCUCAACAGAAACAACUGCAUCAGAAAAUGAAUAUGCAGAAGAAGUAAAACAAAUUAGUACUCCAAAUGACACGAACAUACAAGAAGCACAGAAAGAAACAAAUGAUGAAGAAGAAGUUGAUUUUUGGGCUGAAAUAAUAGGAUCUAAUGACGACGUUGUUUCUUAUCGAAGAAACAGCAUUUCUGCUACAAAUAAUUCUAAAGCAGACUCUCCUGAAAUGGAAGAGCAGGAUUUAGAAUCUCAAAAUAAGCCAGUUCUUGAACACUCUGUUAACUCUAGUUCUAUUAGCAGUUGUAACAAUAGUGUUGAAAGAAAUGUUGAAGAUAUGGUCACAUCAGAUUGUAGUAGUUUUCAAGAAGCUGAAUCUUCAAGAGAUCCGCCUGAACUCAACUGUGAGUCCCUAACGGAAUCUUCUUCCACUUUUGUAACACAAAUCGAAAACGUUUCGGAAUGUGAGGAAGAAAACAAAAUCGAAGAGAAAAUAGAGGAUAGUCCCAUGUACAUAGCAACAAGUAGCGUUACACAAACCGAUGUCAAUAGGAAUACUGAAAAUGAAGAUAGAAUAGAAACGGUUAUUGAAAAAGAUCAAGAAUUCGUUCCGUUAUCCAUAAAAGAACGAAUAAAAGCUCUUGAAAAUGCCCGCAAAGCAAGUAAUAGGCAGAAAGGAGACGAAGAUCAAGAAAUUAAGAUUUCCGUCAAAGACAAGGUGUCUGCUAUUGAAGAAAACAACUUCCUUCUAAGCGUAGAAAAUUAUUCAAGUAAACGGAGUUCUGUUUCUGGUAAGAAUAGUGUUAAGUCGUUUGAAGAGUGCAGUGAAGUAGAAGAUGAAGAAAUAGAUUCGGGCGUCACAUCGGAUAUAAGCAAACACGUUUCGGAACACGAAGCUGAUCAAGAUUUUCCGAAUUUAAGAAAAAUGAAUAAAUAUCAACGCGCAUCGACUCAUUCAAGAUUGUUCAAAUUACUUCAAGACGAGAUCGAAGCCGAAGACGAGGCGGAAAGGUUAGCCCAUGAAACCAACAAUUCGGCUAAUUUAUACAUCAAUAGAGACCAUUUAGAUUUACCACUAAAAACAAACGCUUUAGAUUCCGAAAGCGGAAUAAACUCACCAGCUUCGCCGGUCAUAAACGAAGGCCUAGUUAACGAAUUAGUUCAAAGCCUUUUAAUGAAGAAACAAGCGAAAAUUUUCAAGAAAAUGCCCAUGGAGAAGCUUCAAGCGGCUGCAGUUAAAAUUCUCAAAGAAGAUGUGGAUGUUUUCCAACAAUCUCCAGACGAAGUGGUUAAUUUCCUUUCGCCAGUAACUAAUUGUACUGCUGACUCGACUGCCAUACACACUCCCCAGGAAUUUUAUUCUAAUGCUGCAGAGUACAUGCAGUAUUACGAUUCCUGGGGAGACCCAGAUCAUUCCUGCGACUUCUCUUACGACAUUCUGCCAUCGAAAGUGUUCAAGUUCAUACAAGAGCACACUGCCACAAACAAGACUGGUUCGAUUACGGGUUUUACAAUCAAAUGUCCUAGAGUUUUAAGUUCGAAAAAUAUCCUAAACGAUCCCAGCCCUGUCCCUCCAAAUCCCCCACAGCAAAAUGAGGCUGCCAGCGCCUCUUGAGGCAAUUGAGGAGUGGGAUUGUUAAAUUACAAUCAAUUCGAAAUUUUGCCGGGACCUGCGUAUCACAAGAGGUCCUGGUCAGUCUGACUUGUAAAAAUGGCGAUUUAUAUUUAGUAAAUCGCCUUUAUCGAUUGAUCGAUCUAUGCAUUGAUCAAAGAGAAGAAAACAAAGAAAUCGUUUUUAACGAAGAGAUCGCGCGUGAUGGGUUCUCAUUACAGAAAUUAAUGAUAAUUGUAUCUAUAUAAUUAAUUAAUUGUUACAUCUUUUUGUAAAUAAAUAAACAAAUGGAAAACCCACUCGAUAAAUGUUCUAGAUGUAAUCUGCAUAAUAAGAAUAACAUUAAUAAUAAUAAUUUUAUGCCUCGAUUACUAUAUUUGUGUUUUGAAUAUUUAUUGCUUUAUAAAUUUGCAAUUACUUAUGUCGUUAAUUAAUGUUUAUUAAUAUUUUCCUGUGUUGUUUUUUAUCUACGUAAAUCGAUUAUGUCGUGAUGUUGUUUGUCUUUUUUAUUAUUUUCUUUUUUUUUGUAUGUUUGCUAUCAUACGUAUAUUUGUAUAAUUAUAUGUACAUGACAUAUAAAACUUUGGUAUUUGAGAAUACAAAAAACGUAAUGGUAGUAAUAGAAAAAAUCAUGGACUGUUCUAAUCCGGAUGAAAUUUUCUAUGUCCGCUCUAUGCAAAUAAUAACGUCAUGUUAUGUAAAGGAAAAUCGCAUAAUUUUGGACAUUCUUUUAGUUCUUUUUUUUGUUUGAUAAGAACAUUUUGUUAAUAAUUGUCUUUCUGAUAGAGUAAAUAUGAUACGUAUUUAAUGAUAACAGGGAAGAAGAC